This is a messenger RNA of Pseudomassariella vexata, 2246 nucleotides long. Its product is annotated as glycoside hydrolase superfamily. Gene Ontology annotation, cellular component: extracellular region; fungal-type cell wall; cell surface. Gene Ontology annotation, biological process: cell wall organization. The transcript has 3 exons. The record is from RefSeq and is a predicted model, not a curated record. The coding region runs from base 224 to 1891 and encodes 555 amino acids. Gene Ontology annotation, molecular function: 1,3-beta-glucanosyltransferase activity; glucan endo-1,3-beta-D-glucosidase activity. NCBI's taxonomy places the organism in Eukaryota, Fungi, Ascomycota, Sordariomycetes, Amphisphaeriales, Pseudomassariaceae.
CUGGCUUGACUGGCAAACUGGAGAUGCGGCCGGGCUCUCACUCUAUUGCCAAAAACAACAACCAUGUCAAAUUUGAUGUCCGUAAGGGCACCCACCCAUGAAGCCCUUUCGUCCAUCGUUUUCGCGCAUCCCCUACCCACCGCUUCACUCUUUCAGCGGGCACUCGUUCUUACGAAAAUCUGCAAACCGCAGAAUAUAAUAAUACUUUUGAAGGAAAGCAAGGAUGAAGGUUCAAUUCGCUACUGUCGCCGUUGCGGCCCUUGCUGGAAGUGCUGGUGCAACCGUCCACCACCGACACGCCCACGACAUCUUCCGCAGGAAUUAUGACAAUGCCACCUGCACGCCUGAGUGCACCACCUACUGGACCACCUGGUAUGGUGAAGCUACUCUGCACAACCCUUCUCCCCCUUCCGCCCCGGCCACCACCAGCAGCGUUGCGCCCGUGACCACUGCUGCUCCCCCAACUUCGACUAAGGUCAUUGCCGUGGUCCCUACGCCCGUUGCCCAAACUUGCUCAACCACGGGUGUGUACACCUUCCCGGCUACCACAAUUACUCUGAAUGAGACUACAACUGUGUGCGCCCCAUCCUCAACCAAGGUCCCCAGUGGUACGUACACUUUGGGUGGUGUUACUACAGUCGUUACAAACGCGACUACCAUUGUCUGCCCUUACCCCACUGUUUCUACCAGCGAGGGAGUUACGACUAGCGUUAUUGAGACGACCACCUACGUCUGCCCCUCGGCCGGCACUUACACCAUUGCCCCGACGACUACUACCGUAUACAACGAGACCACCGUAGUGGUGCCAGUUAUCUCUACCUACCCUCCCGGAACUUACACUCAGCCCGAAGUUGUGACGACCGUCACUGAGACUAACACCGUCAUCUACUGCCCCUUCGAUGAGCUUACUACGGCGGUUACAUCCUCGCCAGCUGAGGUCACCAGCUCCGCCCCCGCUGAGGUUCCCACCACUACCUCAGUCCCCGUGGAGGCCACCACCAGCUCCGCUGUUGUCUACCCUUCGUCGAGCGCUACCCAGAGCGCGACCUCAUCGGCAGCCAAGCCUUCCAGCACUCUGGGUGGCAGCGGCAAUGGACCAUGGGGUCUCACUUACACCCCGUACGACACCGCGGGCAGCUGCAAGUCUAAGUCGGAUGUUGACUCGGAUAUUGCUCUGAUCGCCGCUGCCGGUAUCACCACCAUCCGUGUUUACUCGACCGACUGUGACACCCUGCCUAACGUUGGUGACGCAUGCUCAAAGCACGGAGUCAAGAUGGUCCUCGGUAUCUUCAUCGACGCACCCCACUGCUCUGCCAACAACCCCACCGUCGCCGAGCAGAUCAGCGCCAUUAAGUCGUGGGCUCAGUACGACAUUGUCGAGCUCAUCGUCGUCGGUAACGAAGCUGUCUUCAACGGUUACUGCUCCGCCUCGGAACUUGCUAGCCUCAUCUCCGAGUGCCGAUCCGAGUUCUCUGGCUACUCCGGUCCCUUCACUACUGCCGACAUCGUCACCAUCUGGGAAGACUCCUCAGUCACCAGCGUCCUUUGCGACGUCAUUGAUGUCGUCGGAUGCAACUCCCACGCUUUCUUCAACACCGAGACGGUUGCCUCCCAGGCUGGCGAGUUCGUCAAGGGCCAGCUCGCGAUUGUCAACCAGGCCUGCCCCGGCAAGCCUGCAAAGGUCCUGGAGACUGGCUGGCCGUCGGCCGGAAACUGCAUGGGCAAGGCUUGCCCCGGUCUCGUCGAGCAGGCCAUCGCCGUCGCAUCCCUCGUCACCGAGGUCGGUGCUGAUUCCAUCCUGUUCAGCUACACUGACGACGCAUGGAAGGACGGUAGCACCGAGUGCGGCUGUGAGCAACACUGGGGUUGCGCCUCGGCCCUCGGCCUCUAAUUGUGCCAUGUCCGAAGUGACAAAUCUUGUACAUGAACAUGCGUCUUACCCUGCACUGCACUUUUGGAUAUAUACACCAACCUCCCUACGUGUUGCGCCAUGAGACGCGCCUGUGGGGAGGCCGAUAAGGAGAGCAAUCUAUUCAUAGCGCCUGGCGUGGGUUUCUUUCAACCAGGAUUAGGGUUCAUGCAGGGAGACGAACAAGCUCGCCCGCCAAAAUAAUACAAAAUACCACAGGCUGUGCACGACACGGGGUCUGGUUCAUAAUGUUAUAAUUUAUUAGUGUCUAUAAUAGAUUCCGGUGGUUUGUCCAACAUUCAUGUUCAACUUCUUAUCCCUUGCCUAGUUUGUGAUU